Messenger RNA from Hemibagrus wyckioides, 6333 nucleotides. It is a transcript of the gene adar, whose product is annotated as adenosine deaminase RNA specific. The transcript is spliced from 15 exons. NCBI's taxonomy places the organism in Eukaryota, Metazoa, Chordata, Actinopteri, Siluriformes, Bagridae. The record is from RefSeq and is a predicted model, not a curated record. Gene Ontology annotation, molecular function: double-stranded RNA adenosine deaminase activity; double-stranded RNA binding; tRNA-specific adenosine deaminase activity. Gene Ontology annotation, cellular component: nucleolus; cytoplasm. The coding region runs from base 972 to 5015 and encodes 1347 amino acids. Gene Ontology annotation, biological process: adenosine to inosine editing; RNA processing.
AAUCUGUAAACGAACCAGAAUCGUUCAGUGACUUUAACUCGAACCCACCCAAAACCACCAUUUACAGUCGUGUCAGCUCACCUCUCCUCAUCAGACGACUUUAUGUCUCGGCUUGUGCGUAGCCAUUUGUGCCGGUAAUGGUGCUGUAACUGACAAUGCAACAAGGCUUUAAUAAAAUAUUUAUUAACAGCAACACUCAACACACGCCAUCUGUAACUCUAUCACCUCUUUAACUCCCUCUGACAGUCUGCACUUGUAGGAAAAUGCCGCAUAAUUUGCUCCUGCAUCAUAUGUGACACAUAAUUAACAAAACUGUCACAUUAUUUUUAUGUUAUGAAGCUGAUCACGUUCACAAAGCACGAACUGUGGCGCCACCUUGUGGCUGGUGUGUGUGUGUGUGUGUGUGUGUGUGUGUGUGUUAAAACUAUGAGCCAGCUCAGAAGAAUGGAAAGUGAAACCCAUAGGUGCCGUUUUCUUCCACAUUACAGCAGCUGCGUGGUUUCGUUACUCAAGAACAGCACAACUUUAUAGUUUUGUUCCCAAACCUGCUGUAAACGUGCCUCGAAUGGAGCUGGACAUGUUUGUGCUCUAGUGAAGUUACACUGUAGUCUAUAGCCUGCUGUUGUUUCUUUCAACAAAUACGUGUUUCGUUUCGUGUUUUGUUCACCGAUUAGCCGCCGUUUGGAAUCAACUAGCAGGCGUUUUAGUUUUGUUUUAGCUCACAGACCUACAUCUUCAGCUCGUUUUGUUCCGAGUUUUUUUUAUUUGUGCUUGUUUUUAGCACGGUGAAGGAGGCUGCGACGUUUGUGUGAAAUUUCCCCCAUUUUAAAAACUUCUGCACUUCCGGUGAAGCUGUGCUGCAAACUUGUCCAGAUAGUAUACAUCCGUAUUUUGAUGCUGGCUUGCUCACUGUGUUGAUAUUCACUCAAAGCCUGCAGGCAGUGUGCUCCUUUGUCCUCCACCCCUGCGCUAUGAGCAGAGGUAGAGGAGGGCACUCCAAAGAGUACCAGCGAUUCUCCCUCCCAUCCCACCAGGGCAAACCCAGCCAAGGAUCCCAAUCUUUCCCAGCGCACCCCAGAAGCCCUCACAUCCCAAGCCACAACCCUAACUUGGACAGGUUCCAGCAUCCCCCCCCUUACUCAUCCACUGGCCUUCCUGGUGCUUCACCAGGUGGUCCUUCUCUGCCUCCAAAUCCUUUUAUAUCAAGGUUCCCUGGACCUUCCCAAGUGCAAGCUCAGAAGGCAUCAUCAAAUAGAGGAGCUUGCAGUGGCGAAGCAGCAGACUUUCGCCAGCAGCAAACCCUGUUCCUUAGGGGGCAGAUUGCUGAGGCACCCAAGUUUGUGCCACCCCAGUUCGAACACCGCGGCAGUUCUCCCCAGUGUCAGACAGAAUAUUAUAAUUCCCCAAAGCCCAGCAGAUAUGUGAGAGGAGGGGGUUAUAAUCGAGGCAGGCCAAGCUGGGAGAAAGGGUUUAACACAAGGUACUAUCCUGGACCUAAGACUGGCUGGGAACAACAGCACUUAAGAAGCCAGAAUAAUCAGUAUCAGUGUGACAGCUGGGUGGACUGGAACGUUGCCUCACUGUCUUCAGAAUUUCAAUCUUUGUCACUAGAGACCUCCAGUAAUUCUGGGAGUAAGGCUUCUCGUUCACUUCCCUCAGGUAGAUAUUCCUUGCAGCUGACUACAGAUAUCCAAAAGCAGGUCCUUAGUUCUUUGGCCUCAUUGCAGCAGGGUGAAACCAUCCAGGCCAGGCACUUGGCUAAAAGACUUCGAUUGCCUAAGAAGAUUGUUAACCAAGCUCUAUAUGCUUUAUCCAAAUUAAACCAGGCAGUGAGGUUAGAAGCGGCGACUCCUCUCUGGAGACUCUGGAAAGAAGGUGACACUGAAUCCUUCCAGGGAACCCAGUUCAGAGCAAAAACUGAUAAAGGGUUUGCUCAGGAUACAUUUAGAAAGGAAAACCAGGCCAUUGGUGAGGUAGUAAAACCAGACAGCAACUUGACCAGUGCAACAUCAAACACUACAGAGGCCAGUAGUGACUCCGGUGAAGAAUCUGAAGACUCUGAAAAAGAAAGUUCCUCUGAAGCUCUAGACUCUGACCAAGCCUCUGAAAAGGAAUCUGGUCUUUUCACAACAAUGGAAGGAAAAGACACCAAGGAGCAGAUCCUGCGGUACCUACAUGAGACUGGCCAAGCCAAUGCAUUGAUGAUUGCCAAAAACCUGGGCUUGCGAAAUGCCAAGCAGGUUAAUCCUACACUGUAUGCCAUGGAAAAGCACGGCGAUCUCAGUCGCAACUCGAACGUUACGCCCCCUGCUUGGGAGCUGACUGCUCACCGGCGUGAGAAGAUGGACAGACAGCGGAAAGCAGCUGUUGCUGCCUCUAUAAGACAUGAAGAGUCAGAGAUUUGUCGAACACCAGGCCCAGUGAAAGAUACACAAUUAACCCAAAAGACAGAGUGUAGAUCUGGGCUUUCAGAAGAAGUGAUGACGUGGGAGAACCUCCCACCAAGUCAAACACAUGACGGCAAGGACAGCAUGUUUGGGAACGGAAUGCUUGAGAAGCAGUCACAUUCAAAUAUGGACUCUAUCCUUGCUCUUGGAAAAAAUCCCUCAGAUGACAAUGAUCUUACAUCUGUCACCUACUCAUCACAUGGUGCUUCAUUCUACCAGGCAGAUGAAAAGAAUGGGGGACACCCAGAGUGGGCGUCAGAUGACAUUCCAGAAUUCCUCAACACCAUCCGUUCAGAGGUGGCUGUGUCCCUGGCAGCACCUCUUCCACCAGCCCAGAAUACAGAGACCGUCAGGUUGCAGAAGCUAAGGCUGGCACUCAGCAAGAACCCGGUCAGUGGCUUGAUGGAAUACGCACAGUACCUUGGCUACAGCUGUGAAUUUCUGCUGCUUGAACAAUCAGGACCAUCACAUAACCCCAGGUUUCGAAUGCAAGUGAUGCUCGAUGGGCGUAGGUUCCCACCAGCUGAAGCCUCAAGCAAGAAAGUGGCAAAGAAGGUUGCAGCUGCAGAGACUCUUCGGGCUCUCCACAGAGAGAUGGAGGGAGCUUCUAGCAUGGAAGAUGAAUUAGAGCAGCCUGCAGUGCCAUUAGCAGAACUGAAUGAUUUUGCUGAUGAUUCUUUUGAGAGUUCGGAGGAGCCUCCAAAAGCUUUGGCUCGCUCCCUUCCAGGUGGCAAGAAUCCUGUUUCUGUUCUAAUGGAGCACAGCCAACGUAGCGGCCAUGCCAUUGAGUUCAUCAAUACUGGGCAGGAGGGUCCGGCACAUGACCCACGCUUCAUGUUCCAAGUAAAGGUUGGGGACAGUCUUUACCCGGAGGCGUCAGCACCCAGUAAGAAGGCAGCAAGGCAACUGGCAGCAGAGGAAGCUGUGAAGGCUCUUCUGGCAGAAGGACAACUGCAGCUCAACAAGCCACAGCACACAUUUUGUCCACUUGGCGAGGGCGAUUUGUCCCCAGCAAUGCCCCCGUGCCCAUCACUUCCUCCGCUGACAGCAGCUGAGCUUCAGGCAGCACACGAGGCCGGAGUAGGUGACCUGAUCAACCACCUAAACAACAACGCUGUGUCAGGUCUGCUAGAGUACGCACGCUCACGAGGCUUUGCUGCCGAGAUCCGUCUGGUGGGUCAGUCAGGACUCCAACACGAGCCACGCUUUACAUAUCAGGCUAAACUGGGAGGUCGCUGGUUUCCUGCCGUGUGUGCCAGCACUAAAAAACAGGGCAAGCAGGAGGCAGCCGACGCAGCUCUCCGAGUGUUGAUCGGAGAGGCGGAAAAGGCAGCACGCACCGGGGAGCUCACAGCAGAGUUGCCGGUGUCGGGUAGCACGGUGCAUGAUCAGUUUGCCAUGCUGAGUCACCAGCGUUUCAAUGCGCUUACUGCACGCAUUCAGCACAGCCUUUUGGGUAGGAAAAUCCUUGCCACGAUCAUCAUGAAGAGAGGUGCUGACAGUCUGGGCACGGUCGUCAGCCUUGGGACAGGUAAUCGAUGUGUUAAAGGAGAGGAACUGAGUCUUAAAGGUGAUACCGUUAACGACUGCCAUGCUGAAAUCAUUUCCAGAAGAGGCUUCAUCCGCUUUUUGUACAGCGAGUUGAUGAAGCAUUGGGAUAGUCCUGCAGAAGACAACAUAUUUCAGGUUGCAGAGGAUGGUUUGCUCAAGAUCAAAGAUGAUAUCACGUUCCAUCUGUACAUCAGCACUGCUCCUUGUGGGGACGGCGCACUCUUUGAUAAAUCGUGCAGCGAGUUAGCGGAGGUCACCGGCUCGGCUCACAUGCCCGUGUUUGAGAAUGCUAAACAGGGCAAGCUCAGGACCAAAGUGGAAAACGGUGAGGGAACCAUCCCGGUGGAGUCGAGUGCCAUCGUGCCCACUUGGGACGGCAUUCAGCACGGCGAGCGCCUCAGAACCAUGAGCUGUAGUGACAAGAUCCUGCGCUGGAACGUGCUGGGCCUGCAGGGGGCUCUGCUUAGCCAUUUCAUGCACCCUGUAUACCUUCAAUCCAUCACCUUGGGGUACCUGUACAACCACGGUCAUUUGACUCGAGCUGUGUGCUGCCGAUUGGCCAGAGAUGGCAGCGAGUUAAUUAAAAGCUUGCCUGCUCAUUUCAAACUUUGCCACCCAGAGGUUGGCAGAGUGAGUGUGUACGACUCGACACGUCACACAGGAAAGACCAAAGAGUCCAGUGUGAACUGGAGCCUGCCAGACAAGCUCAAAGUGGAGGUACUGGAUGGUACAAAGGGCAAAGUGGACAGUCCAAAGCUAGAGGUGUCCCGCGUCUCCAAGUCCAACAUGUUCCGUCAUUUCCGGGACUUGUGCAGACGGGCCGGCCGGACUGACCUGCUGGUGCUGACCUCCUACGCCCAUGCCAAGAUGGCCGCCUGUUCUUUUCAGCAGGCCAAGGAGCAGUUCUACAAGGCUCUGAGUCAGCUGGGUUAUGGAACCUGGAUCGGCAGACCGCAGGAGGAGAAGAGCUUUGAGGCAGUGGAGACUGAAGCUCAGAACGUAGUUUCAGCUCCGUAAGGACCAAAGAGGGUAGGAGGAGGGAAGAAGAGUGGAGAAAAAGCACAGCCAGCGAUUAGAAUCUUUCGGGUGGUAGAACAAAGAUGGCUGAUGACCGAGGACAUACGAGAGAGACAACGUUGUACAGAGAAAGAGAGUGGGAAGGAAAGGGGGCAGAAUAUGUCGAUUGGAUCAUUCCACCUCAGCCUGGGAUGGAAAGAGAAAGAAAUCAGAGCCAUAUAAAAAGCCAGCUCAUGUAUGAGAAUGAUGUAUGGAAUGUUUUCUGGAAUCCUUUCUAAACUGUCCUCUGAAGCACUGAUCUCUAUCUCCGUCUCUCUCGCUUUCUCAAUUCUUGUGGGUGGAAGGGUGGGUGCAUAUGAGUAGAGAUUAAAAGAGAGGCUGUUGUAAAAUCUCUUUAUUUUAAGAUCAACCUAGUCUGCUAAUAACAGCUGCAGUAAUUAUAUACCAUUAUAGAUAUUAUAUUAAAAACCAACACAAAAGGAUGCCGUUAGUGCCACAUAUCCCCUCACAGCAAUUAAUGAGCUUUCUCUCUCUCUCUCUUUCUCUCUCUCUCUCUCGUCUACAGAACAUGUGUUUCCAACUGACGUUCAAAAACUGUGGACCAAGGAGCAUUGAUGUUUUAAUUUUUGAUAACCACAUGCAUCUCACACAUAUCCGUGCAUUUCAUUCACAUUCCCGGAGCUCUUGGCUGAAAUAUUAAACAAUUUAAAUGACAUGACUACAGAAGGUCACGGUGUAUAUACGUUCACAUGGUCUCUCGGGUCUAUGGGUAAAUGAAAUUGAAUAGCUUGUACACAUAGUUUUGACAAAAUGUAUACAUAAUGUACAUACAAAUACAUACACUCACAAAUGUAUAUAAGGUCUCAUCACACCGUGUGUGAUUUUUAUAUACAUGUGUGUGUUUAUGUAUAUGUAUAUAUUGUAUGUAUAUAUUUUAUAUAGACUUUCAUAAAUUUCUGUUGCAUUUGGCCCGUACUGACGGAUGUGAUGGAGAUAUUUUUUUGAGAUAGUUUAAUAGCGUCAUCCCUUCAUGUCCUGCCUUCUGUUUUUGUGAGAAAUGUACCUUCCCAGCCUCUGUGUGCGAGUGAGUAUAUGUGUGUUUGAUGUAUAUUAGGUCUGUUUUUGUUUUUGGUCAGCCUCUUUAAGAAGAGACGCCUGUGCUCUCGCCGUGAUAUCCUUGAGUGGAAAUCAUUUUAACUUCUUAAAAUAUUCGAUCCUGAAUACAAAACACCUUUACUUUUGAUUGUUGGUUUUUAAGUUGACUGGCAUCUUAUAAGUCCUGUCUUCUGUUCCAAAAUAAAUUGAGCUGUCUCAAUAA